Cajanus cajan (pigeon pea) is the source of this 1551-nucleotide messenger RNA. RefSeq names its product cytochrome P450 89A2. Gene Ontology annotation, cellular component: membrane. The record is from RefSeq and is a predicted model, not a curated record. Gene Ontology annotation, molecular function: heme binding; iron ion binding; oxidoreductase activity, acting on paired donors, with incorporation or reduction of molecular oxygen, NAD(P)H as one donor, and incorporation of one atom of oxygen. Lineage: Eukaryota; Viridiplantae; Streptophyta; Magnoliopsida; Fabales; Fabaceae.
AUGGCAUUGUGGUUCUAUAUUCUUGCAACCAUUUGUCUAUGUAUAUCUUUUCAAGCACUUCUCAAAGUAAACCGCAACAAAAGGUUACCACCAAGCCCUCCUACCAUACCCAUCAUAGGUAACAUAUUUUGGCUCCUUAAGUCAUCAAAAAAUUUUGCUGAUCUUGAACCCGUUCUUCGCUCUCUACGUUCCAAGUACGGUAACAUUGUUACCAUCCACAUUGGAUCUACCCCUUCAAUUUUCAUAACAUGUCAUGAAGCUGCUCAUAGAGCACUUGUUAAAAAUGGCACUGUAUUUGCUGGUCGUCCUUUGGCUCUUAAAACCACCCAAGUUUUCUUCCCUAACCAAUACACUGUUACUACUUCUCCAUAUGGCUCCAAUUGGCGAAUGUUGCGCCAAAACUUAAUGCAAAUAAUUCAACCUUCUAAGUUAAAGUUAUAUUCUCAUUGUCGUAAGUGGGCAUUUGAUGUAUUAAAGAAACAUAUUUUAGAUGAAAUUGAGUCGGGCAAUAAGGAGAUUACAAUUAAUGGUUAUUUGAAUUACACAUUGUAUGCUUUAUUUUCAUAUAUAUGUUUUGGAGAGAAAUUUGAUGAGAAAACCAUUAGGGAUAUUCAAAGGGUACAACACGGUUUUGUUCACAAUUUCAUUAGGUUCAACGUGCUGAAUUUCGUGCCACUCUUGUCUAAGAUUGUGUUUAGAAGACUGUGGAGAGAGAUCUUGGAAAUUCGUGAAAAUCAGGUGAAUGUGUUACUCCCUAUCAUAAAAGCACGCCACGAGAAAAUGAAUAGCAAGGUUGGUAUUGAAGAUGACAAUGAAGAAGAGUUCAAGGCUUAUGUGGAUACCCUUUUUGAUAUGAAGCUUCCAAGCAAUGGAAGCAAGCUAACGGAUGAAGAGUUGGUGAGUGUGUGUGCUGAGUUUAUGUUAGGUGGCACGGAUACAACAGUUACCACUUGGGAAUGGACCAUGGCGAAUUUGGUGAAGUACCAACACAUACAAGAGAAACUGUUUGAGGAAAUUAAGGAAGUUGUGAAACCUGAUGAAGACAUUGAGGAGGAACAUUUGAAGAGGAUGCCUUAUUUAAAGGCUGUAGUGUUAGAGACUUUAAGGAGACACCCUCCGGGGCAUUUUAUAUUGCCUAGGGCAGUUACACAGGACAUUGUUAUGGAUGGUUAUCAUAUACCAAAAAAUGCAAUUGUGAAUUUUCUUGUAGCAGAAUUUGGGUGGGAUCCAAAUGUGUGGGAAGAUCCUAUGGAGUUUAAGCCUGAGAGGUUUUUGAGGCAUGACGAAGGUGAUGCUAAGUUUGAUCUGAAAGGGACUACAGAUAUUAAAAUGAUGCCUUUUGGUGCAGGAAGGAGAGUUUGUCCUGCAAUUAGUAUGGCAACUCUUCACCUUGAGUAUUUUGUGGCCAAUUUGGUGAGGGAUUUUAAGUGGACACUUGAAGAGGGGUGUGAGGUUGACAUGAGUGAGAAGCAGGUCUUCACUAUUGUGAUGAAGAAUCCUUUGAGGCCAUGUGUGUCUCCAAGAAUUAAUCACUUAAAGACAAGUAUAUAG